AAUUUUUGGUUUAUUGAAGUGUUCAGGAUGAAUCUACUAACUUUUGUUCCUGUGUGGGUUGAGAGAGAUGUGUUUUGUUGAUGGGAUUUUGUCUUUAUGAACAGGAUCACGGUGCUGUUGAUGAGGGGAACCCCACUGUACCGUACACAGUUUUAGGAAUUGACUUUUUUAAGUCUUUAUUGAAUAGCUACAAAUGCUACCGCUGCACAAUCUUGGUGCUGUUGGUUGCAGCUGGGUUGUCAUUCACCAUAGACUUCAAGCAGGAGGGACCUAAACAUGGUUGGCAUGAUGGUGUUGGUAUAUUGUUUGCUCUUGUCCUGCUGGUUCUGGGAAAACCAGUUGCAAACUUUUUCUGUGAGAGGAAAAAGUUGAAAUUGAAGGAGAGAAAGCAGGAGUUGGAAUUCAGAGUGAAACGAGGUGAAGAGUCCGUAGUGGUUCCCGUUCCCGUAUCUGAUAUUGUGGUGGGAGACACAGUUUUCCUGUGGCCAGGCGAUGAGGUUCCAGCAGAUGGUGAGCUCCAAAGUGAUGGCAUCCUUUUUGUGGUUGAGCUUGAUAAUAUAGAAAGCAAACAGAGGGGGCAGAAUUCGUUUCUUAAAUCUGGUUCAAAGGUGAUCGGGGGCCAGGGAAGGAUGUUGGUAAAAUCAGUUACAACCAAAACCAAUUUGGCUAAGAUAGGUACCUGUAAUUCUGAAAGGAGGGGUUUGUUGGAAAGACAAAUUGAGAAGCCAAUUUCUUACAUUGACAUGGUUGCACUUUCUAUCUCUGUACUGGUUGCAUUUGUGGUGUUAAUUCGCCUAAUUUGUGGAAAAGAUGGGAGCAAUGCAGACUUGCCAGAAAUUAAAGGGAAGGUCUCAAUUGGCCUGUUUAUGAAAGUCCUUGAGAGAACUUUUCUAAGACCCCAAGGAAGGGUUUCCAUUUUAACAGGUCUUGUCACUGUUGCAAUACUUUGCGUUCAGCACGGAAUGCCAUUUGUGGUUACCAUUUCUCUUAAGUACCAGAUUGAAAAGGAAGUACGAAACCAAGAUGUAGUUCUUAAUGAUUUGUCCGCUUGUACGACAAUGGGGUUGGUAACUGUGAUCUGUAUUGAUGUAUCAGGGGAACUCAUAUCUAAACCAAUGGAAGUUAGAAGAAUAUGGAUGGGAGAGAAAGAUAUCAGCAUGGUCGAGGGAUCUGAAACAGAAAAACCAGUGCUUGACAUGCUUAAACUAGGGGUUGGUUUAUCAGUCCUAGCACCUGAGAUUUAUCUUUCCCCUGUGUUCAAUUCACUUGUUUGUUGGGCAGAAACAACAUGGGAAAUGACCAUGAGAUCUUUCACAGAAGAAAAAUUUGACAUUCUUAAGCACAGCAAAUUGAAUUCUGGCAAAGAAGGCAGUGGAGUUUUGGUGAGAAAAAUUGGGGAUAGUGAAGUUCUGCACUUGCACUGGAGUGGAGCUGCAUCCGCAAUAUUGGAGAUGUGUUCGAGAUACCAUGACAGUAAAGGGAAUUGCCACGCCAUGGAAAAUCAGAAAAUCAAAUUUGGGCAGGUGAUUAAAGAGAUGGAGGAUAGUGGUCUUACGUCAAUUGCUUUUGCUUAUAAGCAAACAGAUGGAGAAGAACUUGGGCAAGAAGAACUGAUCUUGUCUGGACUGAUAGGCCUGAAAGAAACUAGUCAAGAAUCCAUAAAAUCAGCUUUGGAAAAUUUCAGAAAUGCUGCAAAUGUACAGAUCAAACUGGUCUCAGAGGAUGGCAUCGAGAAACUGGAAGGCAUUGCUCGUGAACUAGGACUAGAACAUGAUGUUGUGCUAGAAGGUAAACAACUUCAAGAUUUGAAUGAGGAAGCUAGAUUGGUCGAAGUGGAUCGAGCCCAUGUAAUGGCAAGAUUCCUUCCUGAGGACAAACUUCUCAUGAUACAGUGCUUGCAAGAGAAAGGCAAGGUGGUUGCAUUCAUUGGGUCAAGGUUGAGAACUAGUCUUACUUCAGUUUUAAAAGUAGCUGACGUGGGGAUAGUGCUUGAUUCUUUAAGCACAAGAGUGGAUAGAGAUAGUUGUGACAUAUCUAUCAAAUGCUUCAGUGCAUUGAAACCCGUUGUGAUAGCUGGCAGAAGUAAAUACCACAAUAUUCAGAAGUUCAUUCAACUUCAGCUGACAUGUACCAUAUCAGGAUUAGUCAUAACCUUCAUCACAGCCUGUACUGGAGAUUCUCCGCUUGCACCGUUCCAGUUGAUUUGGGUGAAUGUUUUUGUGUGCAUUCUGGGUGGCCUAAUGAUGGUAAUGAAGUUAACCAACGAGGAACAACUUGCUAAACAACCAUCUGAUCACAGGAACCAAAAUAUAAUAGCUAAUGAAAUCUGGAAAAGCAUUGCUAUUCAGAUAGUCAAUCUGCUCAACACCAUGAAGUUGUUGAGAAAGGAAGUUCUUGUUCAGAGCUUCUAUUUCUUGGGGGCCUUGGUUAUCUGUUUUCUCAUGCAAGUGGUGGCGAUUGAGUAUGCUAAAGGCCUGUCAGAUUGCAUGCACCUGAAUGCUACGAGAUGGGGUAUCUGUGUCAUGAUUGGUGCUCUUGCAUGGGUUUUUGAGUGGAGCAUGAAGAAUAUUCUUCCAGUUAUUCUGAAUCCCAGCACCAAUUAUUCUUCCGAAUUCAAUACUUCACCUUCUUUCUUUCUUUCUCCAUCUUUUUCAUUUCUGAUGCUACUUUUGCUCCCCAUAGGACUGAUUUUUAGUCAAAUGGGAAUGAACAUGACACUUCGUUAGAGGCAGGGAUAUAAACUUUACACGCCCACCGACUUUAGUCUGUGUAUAAUACUGUUGUUGCAUAUGUAUGUCAUCAUUUUGUACUCAUCAUAGAGUUAUCAUGUAGAUAAAGCUUCGUUAAUUCAUCAUGUCUUUCCCACUGUAAAUCAAUGUGAAUUAAAGCAA
Messenger RNA from Vigna umbellata (rice bean), 2891 nucleotides. Lineage: Eukaryota; Viridiplantae; Streptophyta; Magnoliopsida; Fabales; Fabaceae. The record is from RefSeq and is a predicted model, not a curated record.